Messenger RNA from Dreissena polymorpha, 7548 nucleotides. RefSeq names its product regulator of G-protein signaling 12-like. The record is from RefSeq and is a predicted model, not a curated record. Bases 252 to 5966 code for a protein of 1904 amino acids. The transcript has 21 exons. Lineage: Eukaryota; Metazoa; Mollusca; Bivalvia; Myida; Dreissenidae. Gene Ontology annotation, biological process: signal transduction. Gene Ontology annotation, molecular function: GTPase activator activity; protein binding.
GUGAAAUACCAUAUCAGCAGAAUAAGCCACUAUAUGGAUGUAUAACUAAUUUUUUUACAGUGAUUUCAAAGUAGAAUGUCAUAAAGAAAGCGGUUUGAAGGCUAUAAUAAUAAAUCUUCUACUUCUUAAUGCAGAUUUUAAAUACUUACAUGAGGUAACAAGGUUUAAGCAGUCAGCAAUUAUAUUGUUUGCGCCAUUAAUGGAAAAAGGUAGUUGGUGAUAGUAAUAUUAAAUGAAAUUCACAAGUUUAGAUGAUGAAGACAAAGAAUGUUAAUAAAGAAACACAGGGGAAAAGUGUUAAUGCUAUAAAGGAGGUUAAAUGCACAAGUGUUAAUGAUGGAAUAGACCAGUGUACAACAGUUGACAGUUGCUUAAAUGACUAUAAUGCUGAAUGCAGAAAAAAUCCUAUUCAUGAGGAUGAGUUAUUGUCAGUUGACAGUGAUGGUGUAGUUGAUAAUCAUGACAUUGCUCCGGUACAUAUUGUUGUGCACGAGUCAUGUUGCGAGCUGAUAAUGUACCCACCCCAGCAGCUGCAUCAGCCCAAGAGACGUAAGAAAAGGCCCAUACACGGACUAAAGACAGUGGAAGUGAGCAGGGGCAAAACUGGCUAUGGUUUCACCAUCUCUGGUCAGCACCCGUGUGUGUUGAGUAACAUCGUGAGCAGCAGCCCUGCAGACAGGGUGGGCCUGCGCCCAGGCGACUACCUCAUGAGUGUCAACGGACUGGACGUCUCGAAGCAUUGCCAUGAUGACGUGGUCUGCAUGGUUGGCACCUCCACUGGCACACUGACCAUCCAGGUUGCAGAAAACUACAACAGCAGUGACUCAUCAGAUGAUGACUUCUACCACCGCACCAAGGCCAAGUACACACACCGGUCUCGAAAGGGAGCCCGCGCAGAAAAGGCCUACAAUGAGAAGAUGGAGAAGUUACUGGCCGACAUCAACCAGCGGGACCGGCCCUCUCCAGACGGCACCAGCCAUGACCCGAACUCACGACCUCUACUGAGUGGAGAUAACAGGAACGCUACAUCCAAGGCCCGAUCCUCGCGGCCCAGACUGCACACUCCAGUGGGGGCAGAGAACCAUGAGCUGCAGGCUGAGGGGACCAGCUACAUCGAGGCAGGGGCCAGCAAUGUGUUCAAGGUGCCCUUUCAGAAGAGCGUAUCUGCCUCCAACGUCCCCACUGCUCCCAGUCUGCCUCUCCACAGACGGGUGGAGCCCAAGCAAGCCUUCAUCAAGAGCACAUCCCAAGGUCAUGUCAACCCGCCCAAGUCUGUUCCUGCCCACCACUCCUACCCGUCACGGACCCACCCCAGCCAUGUAGCACGCAGUCACAUGUACGACCAGUUCUCCCCAAACUCUCUACAGCAGAUCAUCAACCACUCUCUGCACAGCUAUAGCGCCGCUAAUGAGGCAUUCAUACUCAAUGAGGAGGAGGGGGAGGAUGAGGAGGGACCCGUGGCUCCUGAGGGGCAGGAAGUCAGGAUCGUUGUUGGCUACAUUGGGUCCCUGGAGAUGCCAGGCAAUGCCAACCAGCCCCACGUUCGCAUACAGUCCAUACGUAAUGCUGUACGCAGACUGCGAGUGGAGCAGAAAAUACACACCCUAGUCCUCAUGGUGGUCACACCUGACCAGGGAGUGAAGCUCAUCAACAUUGCCGGCAAACAGAUAGCAUACUACCCUGUGGAGAGACUUGCAUUUAGUGGUGUGUGUCCUGAUGACAGACGCUUCUUUGGCAUUGUGACACUUCGUGCAGAGUUCGAUGACAGUAGUAGUGAUAGUGACUCCCGUGAGGAAAUGUACGGCAGCUCCUGUCAUGUGUUCAUGGUGGAUCAGGAACUGUCUGCUCAUAACAUCCACGCCAUUAAGGCUCUCUCGUUCGGUAUUCAGUGUACAGUGGACAAGGCUACGCAACGGUGCGUAGAGUUCCCACGUUCAACAACUCCAAUUAUUUUAUCGAUCUCAAACUUGUAUAAGGACCGACCAAGUGGAUCAGUGGAGAAAGACAUGGAGCGGUCCCAAGUGUUUGCAAACCCCAACAGACCGAUAGAGCAUGUAAGAACCAGUAGUAGCAGCAGCAACAACAGCAACAGCGACAGUGGGCUGGGCCUGUUCAGGGAAGAUAACCGACCAAUCAGAGGAGCCUCAGUGUCCCCUGAGGUCCCUCCCCCGCCCCUGCCCGCCCGAACCCGCCCCCCUCCACCCCAUCCACCCCAGCUUCCUCAGGUUAAGUGGUCUGGGAACACCAUGUACCUCACUGACGGUCCAAUCAAACACGCCAAGUCCUCCAGCUCCAGUGUGGACACUACGCCCAAGAGCAGUAAGGCUACUGGGUCCAAUGACACCUCGACAAGCUCGGAAGAGUUCAAUAAACCUGAUAAACUCAAUGUGAGAGCCUUGCCAAACAAGUCUCCAGCAAAGAAUCGCUUCCCUGGGGAUGACUUAGACGAUCUUCAUGCUGCAGAGACAUUAAGAAUGAGCAUGCAAAAGCUGCUUCAGGCUCGACAGAGGAAUGCUAACCUGGACCACACCAGCAGCGAUACAGAAUCACGCAGCUCUAAAAGUGACCUGGCUCGAUCGGCCUCCGACUUGGGCGAGAGACCAGUGUCAGCGCCAUUCAAAUAUCUUUCCAAGGAGCCUCAGACGGAUACAAAAACGGUAAAGAGCAGCUAUAACCAUGUAAAGCAUGACUCUGACUCCAGUCUGGCUGAUAAGCUGUCUCCACGGGCGUUCCUAUCCUCUGGCUACUCCCCAGACUCUAAGGGAUCUGCUUUCAAGAAGAUCAAGUCCAGAACAGCCUUGCUUGAGUCGAGGUCCCCGUCCGCCCCGCCCAUGGGUAGUUACCAUGGAGAUGAUGAGGCGAGUGAUGAGGAGGCGGUCAGCAGCAUCAUCAAGAGGUUUCAGAAGGAUCAGGCACUUGGCCUCACCACAGACAGUAUAGAGCUUCUGAAGGGGGAGCAUUUCACCAGCAUCAGGAAGAGAGAUCAAGAACGACAGGGAGUGGCACCCUCGGGUUCCCCAGGCUCAGGUCUCAAACCCAGUCUGAGUCCAGAUGGGUGGAGCAAGGGCCAGUCGAGCACACUGUCAGGCCGCCAGAAGUCCAAUCGGCGCAACCCUCUCAGUCUUUCACAUGAGUCGCUGGUGAUUCUGGACCAGGACUUCACCCCAUCCAAGCUGACCUCUGCCAGCAGUGUGAACAGCAUUGUGAGUCACGUUGCCAAGGAGACGGAGCAGCAGGAGGUGGGGCGAGUUGCAAGCUGGGCCGUCAACUUUGACAAGCUCCUCAAUGACCACGUCGGCAUCGCCGUGUUCAAGGAAUUUUUGAAGAAAGAGUUCAGUGAGGAAAACAUAGAGUUCUGGCAGACCUGUGAAGACUUCAAAAACAUUGCAGAUGCCAGCUUUAGGACGGUGAAGGCCAAGGAGAUCUAUGGGAAGCAUGUUGCCAUGCACAGCCCAGACCCCGUGAAUAUUGACAGUGUACUACGCAGGGAGAUUGAGUCACGCUUGGAGAAACCCUCUCACCAGCUGUUUAACGCUGCCCAGUUACAUAUCUACCAGCUGAUGAAGCAGGACAGCUAUGGCCGGUUCCUCAAGUCUGACCUCUACAAGUCCUACGUGAUGACGGAGAUGGAGGGGCGUCCCCUGCAGGUGCCCGGCCCUGCCCCCGACCCACUGGACAGGGGCCAGGAGGACAAAAAGAAGGGCCACAAGGGAAGCAAGGAGAAUGAGGAGAGCAAGGAGAAACGGAGGCACUCACUGCUGCCAUGGAGCAGACUCAGUAAGCUCAUAGAAUCCAAAAAGACAUCCAAGGGAGACAAUGAGACCAAGACUCAGAAAUCCUCAAAAGAAACCAAAGAUGCCAAUAUGAAUAACCUCCCUUUGACCAGCAAUGCCCCUACCACUAUAGAAACAGUGGCUAGUAAGCGGGACCAAGCUCAAAUAGAGUUGCCUGACACAAUAGAAGAGGAGCCGGAGCAGCCUCGGUUCUGUCGGGUCAUCAUGCCAGACGGUUCCACCACUGUAGUAGGCACCAAGCAGGGGCAGACAAUCAGCUACAUCCUGGGCAAACUGUGCGAAAAACGUGGCCUCUCGAUUGCCAGCGUGGACGUGUUCUUGUUAGGCUCUGAUAAGCCGUUAAACCUCACUGAAGAUAUCUCCUUGUUGGGUUCCAAAGAAGUAACCAUAGAGGAGCGAGUGUUGUUUAGAAUGGACCUCCCAAACAAGAAGUGUAUAGGAGUCAAGGCCAAACCUAACCGCCUGAUCAAGGAUGUAUUCAAACCAAUCCUGAACAAAUAUGGCUACAGAAUGGAAACCAUAGAUAUUCACUUGAAUGGCCAGUCGGAUUCCUUGUGCUUAGACAAUCUCGUAUCAACAAUUGACAGUCAGCGUGUAAUAGUACUAGCACAGGCGCCUGAACAGGGCGCCCAGCGGUGUGCAGAAACUAAGCUGCAUGUGACCUUCAAACGACCUCCACAACCUAAUAAAUUUACUAGCAAACUUGGUUUCCAUGGUUACUCAACUAACAACAACAACAACCCGCUCUUUAAUAACCACAACCAGGACACCAGUGGUCCAACAAGUCUAGAUGACAUAACUAACAAUAUCUUUGACCGACUGAUGCAAGAUAAAAGUGAUCAGUUACUGGCAAAUUAUUUUGACGACCUUGGAAUUUUAGAUUUUGAUAAUAAGUCUCCAAAGGUAGUGAUAGCAGAGUUGGGUCCAGGCUCAGUCUCAGCCCGCCUGCAAGACGUUGGGGAGCAGGUCAAGGGAACGGUACGGGAGCAGGUCAAGGGAACGGUACGGGAAGUCCCAGCCCGCCUGCAAGACGUUGGGGAGCAGGUCAAGGGAACGGUACAGGGUCCAGGCUCAGUCCCAGCCCGCCUGCAAGACGUUGGGGAGCAGGUCAAGGGAACGGUACGGGAGCAGGUCAAGGGAACGGUACGGGAAAAAUGGAAGAAGGCUCGGGAGAAACUCUCAGUGAAAAAUACACACCAACGCCAACCUAGUUCAAGUGGUAUGUGUGAGAGCUGUGGUAUUGACGCUGCUGCUCUGAGUCAGACACCAAAGCGAGUCCCGGAUGGGAAUGUUCACGCCCCACAUGGGCUCCUCUCACCGACAUUAGAGCCCCAAGAACUCCUACGCACCAGCAUGGAUGAUCUCACCUUGAAGGCAAGUCGCGAGAAGACAGUCUCCCCCUCCACCAGGGAUGGUAAACACAAGAAGAGCUCUUCGAGGGAUUUAAUGUCCGAAAUUGAUGAUUACAUUGAGAGUAUUAAUGAAAACUUUGCUGCUUAUACUAGAGAUAGUGUCAAAACACCUAAGAAAAAUGAGGCUAAAGCUGUUGUGGGAACACCAAAGUCAGCCAUCAAGUCUACAGAUAAAAGCUCAAGUCAGGAUGAAGCAGACAGUUUUUUUGGUAGUUUCCCGGAGAAAGGUGAUUUUUCUGACCCUCAAAUGACGGAGAAGAGCUUAAAAGAUAUUGGCUUCAGCAACAGUCAUAAUAAAUACCUGUCGAAGUCACGCAACUUUGUAAAUCAGCGAACUAAAGCUCAAUUUGUUAAACCCGAAAGUGUUCAUAUGUCAAGUGACAUUUCUGACUGGUUUUCAACUGUACCCCAGGCAUUCAACCAGUCAUUUUUAUUUGACAGUCCCCAGUCAAGUCCAUAUAGCAGCGACUCGUCUCUGGACAGAGAAAACAAGAGCAGACAUGUGUCGAGACCGCGCACCAACGUACCAGGGCAUUCACGGCACACACAGCUCCACAGUCCAGUGACUGGUUCCUCUGAAGACAGCUUUCUGUCCACAGUGGACACAGAUGGCCACGCUCUUCAUCACUCUACACCCACCCCCCUGUCUAAAUCAAUGGUCUCUUCCUCUGCUAUGUCAUCAACCAAGCUGGAUAGUUCUUUAGAUGUGAGGAACUCCAUCUUGGGGUUUUCUCAUACAGAUGAAGUGACUUUUGUCUAAAAUUGUGGACUGUCUCUACAUAACUUUUAAGCAAAAUAUUUAAUAUGAUGUUUAAAACAUAAACCUUUAAAUAUACAACUUAUCAAGUAUAUAUAUUCUCAGCUAUUUAAGGUACUUGUUUCCAGUUUGUAGAACUGUCAAUGUUUCCAUUCUUUGUCACACAUCAAAAAAAUAAAAGAACACCUUUAAUCAGAGUGUCCAAUAACACUGAUCACUUAGACUAAUGCGGAAAAUUCAGCUUCGUUUAUGAAUGAUAAUCAUUUGAAAUUGAUAAAAUCAUCAGGCAUUACCAACACAAAAUGAUUUGGAAUGAUAAUGUUGUUUUUGUUAAAUUGUGUUAUUAAGUGAGGUAUAAAAUGUCUGUAACAAUAGAACAGUUUGGAUGACUGAUUGGUUUAGUCAAUAACCUUUUAAUGCCAAAGACACUGGUUUAAGCCACGCUAGAGACUGUUUCCUCCUUUUUUAGCUCACCUGAGCACAAUGUGCUCAUGGUGAGCUUUUGUGAUCGCCUUUUGUCCGUCGUACGGUGUCAACAUUUGCCUUGUUAACACACUAGAGGUCACUUUUAUUGUCCGAUCUUCAUGAAAUUUGGUCAGAAGAUUCCAAUUUGGUUUCAGUUGGUUGAAAAACAUGGCUGCCAGGGGGCAGGGCAUUUUUCCUUUAUAUGGCCUUAGUAAAACCUUGUUUACACUCUAGAGGCAACAUUUAUUGUCUGAUCGUCAUGAAAUUUGGUCAGAAGAUUUGUACCAAUGAUAUCUCGGACGAAUUCCAAAAUGGUUCCGGUUGGUUGAAAACAUGGUCGCCAGUAAACCCUUGUUAACACUCUAGAGGCCAUAUUUAUUGUCUAAUCAUCAUGAAAUAUGGUCAGAAGAUCCCCCCCCCUGUUGCUUGUAAAACAUGGCUGCCAGGGGGCGGGGCAUUUUUCCUAAUAUGGCUAUAUAGGCUUUAGUAUUAUCUAAAACUUUGAAGAGUAUGAGCGGGUAUAUAGAAAAAAGGCUUAAUGCAUGUGCAUAAAGUUUUGUCCAAGAUUAGUCUGUGCAGGUGGUCAAGAAAUGAUUUUCAUUUAGCGGGAACUUUCUUUAAACAGUAAAAUUUCCAGGAAAGAGGAAAGUGUUGUGCGGACUGCACAGGCUAAUCUGGCAUGAUACUAUACGCAUAUGAAUUAACCCCUGUUUUCACAAAAAAACAGUCCAUAAACAUGUCUUUUUUUCUGUAAUGGUUUUUAUGAAUUUUAAAAUCACUUGAUUCUUUACUCAUAGAAAAAACUGGAAGUUUUAUGUUGCUGUCAUAGCUUGCAUUAAAACACAUAUUAACUAGCAUAACACUUCCUAAAAUAUGUACUCACCCAGUAAGCAAUAACACAUUGAACCUUUGUAUAACAGGGUACAUAUGCCUACCGGUACAUUGUAUUUUAAUAUUCAAAGAGUAGGUUUUAUUUAUUUUUUUCAGUUUUUAUUACUUGAUUAUGUUUCUUUUGCACUUUUGUACUAUUUGUAUAGAUCUUUGUUAUGUUUUACAUAAUUUGCGAUAUUUUUAGUUCAUGUGCAUUUUAUUGAAACUUUCAUUAAAAUGUUGCAUCAAU